Lotus japonicus is the source of this 651-nucleotide messenger RNA. RefSeq lists its product as uncharacterized. NCBI's taxonomy places the organism in Eukaryota, Viridiplantae, Streptophyta, Magnoliopsida, Fabales, Fabaceae. The record is from RefSeq and is a predicted model, not a curated record. The coding region runs from base 1 to 651 and encodes 216 amino acids. The transcript has 3 exons.
AUGCGAAAACACAUGUUCCUUCGAAUUGUAGAAGCCAUCAGCAACACUGAUGAUUAUUUCCAAAUGAGAAAUGAUGCGACUGGGAGAAUGGGCCUUUCACCAUUGCAAAAACAGACUGCUGCAAUUCGUAUGUUGGCUUAUGGAUCCUCGACCGAUAGUGUAGAUGAGUAUGUGUGUAUUGGUGAAAGCACUGCACGAAAAUGCAUGGCGAGAUUUGUUAAAGGAAUAAAUGAGGUAUUUGGGCCAGAGUACUUAAGAAAAACGAACAACAAAGACAUCGCACGCCUUAUGGAAUUGGGGAAGGCGCGUGGCUUUCCUGGGAUGUUAGGUAGUAUUGACUGUAUGCAUUGGAUUUGGGAAAAUGGUCCUACUGCAUGGAAAGGUCAAUAUUGUCGAGGUGAUCAUGGUUCAAAUAACGACAUCAACGUCCUCAACCAAUCUGAUGUCUUUAACGACGUUUUGCAAGGGAAAGCUCCUGAGCUAGAAAAUGACGCUUCAACGCCUGAAGUAUUUAGCGGCCCUCAUCCUGAUUUUGCAACGUACCUUCAAAAGAGAGCUCAAGUUCGUGAAAAGACAGUACAUCUUCAUCUUCAAGCAGAUUUAGUGGAGCAUGUUUGGGAACAUUUUAGACGUGAAGAUAAUCACAAUUAG